GAGAAGGUGAACCUCUUCACAAGGAAAAGGACUCGGAAUUUAUCGUUUAUUGAACAAGGAAUCAGACGAUUAAGCUGUGGUUAUGGAUGAAGAGGAAAGCCCCAGACCCCGAGUCCAGAGCCUUCCGUCUGACUACAGUGAUGUCCAGCCUGAAUCUUAUGACCCGGAAUUCAUUAGCCAGAUAAGCAGCAAGAUGCAGGUGCCAUACAAUCUGGUGGGGAUGGAGGGGGUGAGGGCAGAUAGCAGAGGGGUGUCAGAACCUGAUCUCUCCUCCUUCACUGAUAUGAAGGUUCCAGACAGAAUCAUGGUGGCAGGUGAAGGGAAGCACCUAGGAGGGCGACAUGGUUUUCGACAGCUGGACUUUGAUAAAACAGCACCUUACAUGAAUUAUGUUGGACUACAGACCCCACCCAGGACCCUCACAAUGGAGGAAGCAUUAAACUUUCCCCUGUUAGAGGACAGGCAUGAAGAGGAAAGAGAACAAAACAUGUCACAAAACCAUCCACGCACAUAUGUGCCUAAUGGGGAGCUGAGCUCAAGACAACCUCAGCCCUUUAUCCCAGGAGAUUCCAUUAAUGAGUCACUUUUAAUGAAUGAUUUAGAUGAGAAUACACAAUUGAGAAAUGCAGUGGCAAAGCUGACUCGUCGAGUAAAGGACUUAGAGGACAAUGAUAGGACGAGGUCUUACAUACUGUAUCCUACUGUGAUGGUACUGUCGUUAAAGUUUCUGUAUGAUGUAUUUAUAAAGUCCAAAUGACUAUAUGGAAGAAGGCGUCCGUAAGUCAUAGGGUGACAUUCUUCAAUAAACAUUCACAUUCAACGUGGAAUUUUAUGUACAUUUUCUUUCAUUUUUAUUCUAAUUUUUUUUCUGAAUACAUGUAAAUAUUAAACGUUACAUUGAUUUACAUAGUCAAUUCAUCAGGAAGACCAAAAAAAUGGCACAAUAUAAUUACAUGUAUAUUUUAGGCAUAAAUGGUGCAGUUUCUGUACUAUAUGUCAUUUCCACACAUUUAGUAUAAUGUAUUUUGUAAAAGUAUACAUCAAAGUUUAAUGUUUUUUCUUCUAACAUUAUGUAUGCUUUGUUAAUACUUUGAGAUUAUUUUUGCCUCAUAGUCACCUGAAUAUUCAGGCUUUGGUCACAUGGUAAAUGUACUGCAGUAUUCCUGUGGAACAAAUACCACAAGUCUGUUUCCCAUUAUAUAAACUACACAUAGUUUUGUUCCAAGCUUUUCUUUUGUUUUGUUUUUGUGUUUUUGAAAAUUGAAUUUGGUUGGUGUACAAUAUUAGUAUUUGGUGAUGAGCUAGUCUAAACAUACAGUGAUCUACAAACACGUUUUCUAUCUUUUCUUUUGAAGAUAUCUGAAAAGGUCUUUCAAUGCCUACACAGGAGGUCUUGUUCUUUUUGUCAUUUGAUGGAUUUUAAGCUACUUAUGCUUUUUUCCAAUUUGGAAAAUUUAUGAUUCAAAUUCAGUAAUCAGAUGAAAGGAAAAAUAACUCUUGAAUUGCAUUUGCAGUUUAUAUAAUUUUGUUUGUCCUGACACAGUAAUAGAUUUUCUGAUUAUGUUAAUGAGUUCUUCAUUGUGACAUCUGAUAUUCAUCUUCAAUAAAAUGUUUUCAUCAGUGAUAA
Saccostrea echinata is the source of this 1627-nucleotide messenger RNA. Its product is annotated as mitochondrial fission factor homolog A-like. The coding region runs from base 83 to 757 and encodes 224 amino acids. The record is from RefSeq and is a predicted model, not a curated record. NCBI's taxonomy places the organism in Eukaryota, Metazoa, Mollusca, Bivalvia, Ostreida, Ostreidae. The transcript has 4 exons.